AAACACUUCAGUAACUCUUCAGGCAAACCGAUAAUUCCACACAAUACAUUUCUGGAGGAUUUACAGAGAAGCCAUGGUUCACCUGUCAGUAGCGUUGUUGGUAUUGUUUUCUCUCCAGAGCUCAGCACUCACCUCCCAAAAUGGAUCAGCGCCCUUCCCACGGACUUUCUCUGGUCACUUUGAAACAGUCACAGAUGAGCCUGUAGACUACAUCGACCUGGCUGCGUUAGACAGUUUGAUGGAUGGCUCAGGGUCUGAGCAGGAGCCGGUGAAAAGACACAGUCCACACCGCCAUCCCCAGAGGCGCUACUUUGUCUCGGAGGAAACUAAAGGUUUCCUCCAGGGUCGCCUGGCAACAGGCUUUGUCCCGACCGUUUACACCCUUGUCUUCAUCGUCGGUGUGCCCCUCAACCUUGUUGCCAUGGUGAUGUUUAUGCAUCACGCCCGUCCCAGAAAACCGGCGGUGAUUUACAUGCUCAACCUGGCCUGUGCUGACCUAAUGUUCGGCCUGCUUCUUCCUUUCAAGAUCGCCUACCAUUACCAUGGCAACAACUGGAUAUAUGGCUCUUUCAUGUGCAGGGUUGUCACAGCAUCUUUCUACUGCAACAUGUAUUGCUCAGUCCUGCUCAUUACGUGUAUCAGCGUUGACCGUUUCCUGGCGGUGGUUUACCCAUUGAACUCCCUGACGUGGCGCAGCCCUCAGACCGCUACAGCUGUGUGUGCUGCCAUGUGGCUCCUGGCCCUCGGGGGAGUAUCCCCUCUCCUCAUCUCUGGGCAAACCAUCUAUUUGUCAGACCUGGGCAUCACCACUUGCCAUGAUGUGCAGGAUGUGGAAAAACUACAGGCUUACUACCUUUACUUCUUCCCCAUCUACUCCUCCGUCUUCUUCUUCAUCCCUCUUGUCUUAACUGCCGUUUGUUAUGUCCGUAUUAUUCAGGCUCUGGCAAAAGCCAAUGUCGAGAACCGCUUCAGGAAGACUCGAGCCGUGGUGAUGGUUGCCGUCGUGCUGGUGGUGUUCGUGGUCUGCUUCGCCCCCACCAACAUCAUCCUGAUGGUUCACUAUGUUCAGCUGUCCCACAAGUCCAGCGACAGCUCCUACCAGGCCUACCUGCUCUCUAUGUGUGUAGGAAGCCUCAGCUGCUGUUUGGAUCCAGUCUUGUAUUACUUUGCCUCCUCUCAGUGCCAGAAGCAGGUGGCAAAACUGCUCAGAUGCCGGCGACUGGAUCAAGCGAAUAGCAGCUCAGGAACACAGAGUACGAGAACCAGCGGGCGGAGAGACAGCACCAGUUUGUGCAAGAUGGAGAGCAUUCAAACUGGCCUGGGGAGCCAUUACAGCAGGCUGGUGGCUUAACUAAAUGGACAUGGAAUUCCUUGUUCUAAGACACUUUUCAAAGCUGUACUUACAGUAUAAUUAUAUAUUUAGUCAAUGUAUCUCAAUCAAAAUGCUUUGGUUUGAUGAAAAGAUUGUGUCCAGUGCCUGGUAGUGCUGGAUAUAUGUCCACUUAAAUAAGCUUAUAGGAUAACCAAUUGGCUUUUUGUUAUUUUGCUAUCACAAAAUACAUCCAACAGUAUAGCAGUGUUAAUUUCACAGAGCAUAUCACAACAGGUUCUGCCAUUCUUUUUCAUAUGUUUGUUUUAUAUUCUUGUUUUCCGUGAAUCAUAGGAUAUACAUAGUUAAUAAUAAUAGAGUUUUAAUCAAAAAACAUUACAAUUUAUGUAGUAACUGCAUUAUUGUAGGACAAAAACAGCGGUUUGACACCACAAUUUUCUUUCAUGUAUAUAUGUAAAAUAAUUAAUCAGUUGAACUGCACUGGCAUUCAUAACAUAUAAAAUUCUAUCAAAACAAAACCACUACAUUAUAUAUAUUUUGCUUAAUUCUUAUGUUGCUGUAUCUCUCCAUCUUUUUUAUUGCUGCUCACUCUGUACUGUCUUUGUCAUCGGGGCAGAGCUCUGAAAGAAAACAUAAAAACAAAAACUUUAAGAAGAGAAGAGAGCAAAUAUUUUCUCAGCAUCAUGGAGAAUGUUGGCAGCGUUUCCAUUUCCUCACCAUGUGCAUUGUACUUCAUGCACUUCAAGUUUGCUGAAUAAAAAAACCAAUGUGUAAUCAUA
This is a messenger RNA of Anoplopoma fimbria (sablefish), 2109 nucleotides long. It is a transcript of the gene f2r, whose product is annotated as coagulation factor II (thrombin) receptor. NCBI's taxonomy places the organism in Eukaryota, Metazoa, Chordata, Actinopteri, Perciformes, Anoplopomatidae. Gene Ontology annotation, molecular function: thrombin-activated receptor activity. Gene Ontology annotation, cellular component: membrane. The transcript is spliced from 2 exons. The coding region runs from base 74 to 1351 and encodes 425 amino acids. Gene Ontology annotation, biological process: positive regulation of Rho protein signal transduction; phospholipase C-activating G protein-coupled receptor signaling pathway; positive regulation of blood coagulation. The record is from RefSeq and is a predicted model, not a curated record.